Molecule: messenger RNA, 857 nt
Organism: Macroventuria anomochaeta
Lineage: Eukaryota; Fungi; Ascomycota; Dothideomycetes; Pleosporales; Didymellaceae
Exons: 1
Coding region: 192-806 (204 amino acids)
Source: RefSeq, a predicted model, not a curated record
AGAGAAAGACAGAUGCCCACGAGGCUUGACAAUACAGCUUUGAGAGCAUAUCAAAGACUGGGACAGGUAAUGUUGUAUCACGAUUCCAGUACCUGGUCAAGGAGACCUGUGACACCGUGUCUCAAUACACUACCCUGGCCCUCUCCUGUCAGAGUGAUAUAUUCCCAACUCUCCAAGGCCUUGCAAAAGUCAUGCAGAAAGAGAGGGGAUGCAGUUACUACGCCGGGUUAUGGCAGGACACUAUACUCAAGGAUCUGCUGUGGUAUUGCGAAGAAGUAUGCACCCGUCCAACUGCAUACCGAGCCCUAACGUGGUCCUGGGCUUCGAAAAUGGGCGGAUCGAGCUGGACACCUGAGCUAGUGUAUGGUGCUGAGAGAUUCAUUCACGAUGCCAAAGUCACCUGUAUCUCCACGGAACCGGUUAGCGAUGAUGCUUUUAGGUCAGAUCUCAUCCGGCAGGCUUUGCCUCCAAGGGCGGUGCAUGAGAGCUCUCGCGAGGAUAAGACCUGGGGAGUCCAAGAUCUCUCCUUUGUUUGUCAACAUAGAGAGGAACGCUGUUGGGUCAAUAAGAAGUUGAGGGAAAUUCGAAAUGGAACAUAUGAAUCUGACAAUGUAUUUUGUGGCAAGGUACUCGCCGUGCUAAUAGGGGUCUCGUACCACGAUACUGCCAUCCGUACCUAUAGUCUGGCUUUCAAAGAAGCAGGCAGCUUACACGAAAGAGUUAGAUACCAGAUAUGGACUGGCUGGUCAGACGGCGCUAAGAUCUUCGAUCGGGUUGGUUCAAAAUUCCUCAUCGAGGUCGGAUGAUCCGAGAGAACAGAUAGCGACUCUGGAACAAAAGAAGAAUAAGUAGACAGU